Cucurbitaria berberidis CBS 394.84 is the source of this 989-nucleotide messenger RNA. RefSeq lists its product as uncharacterized. The coding region runs from base 126 to 875 and encodes 249 amino acids. The transcript is spliced from 2 exons. NCBI's taxonomy places the organism in Eukaryota, Fungi, Ascomycota, Dothideomycetes, Pleosporales, Cucurbitariaceae. The record is from RefSeq and is a predicted model, not a curated record.
CCUGGAAACCUGCCCUCCUUCAAUUUCAAACACGCACGAAAAACCAACAAAAGCACGGCGGCGCUGGUCCAUCUAUUUUAUUAGCCGUUGCACCCAGCUUGUAGUCCUGGCGCUCUGUUCUCACCAUGGCGAGCUUGCCCGGCUUCACCACCAAUUUUCCUGCGGGGUAUCCCACAUUUCCAUCAAGAGGAGGCACAUUUACAGGCGGCGCAAGCACAUCGUCAGGAUCACCACCAGCUAUCCAAAACGCUUCAACGCCAGCCUUCGACAUCUUCGAAUGGCACCCGGCCUACCAGAGUUGUCAACGCUUCUUCCUCGACCAUGCCCAACAUGACAACGGUGUGCAGGCGGUCUGUGCUCUUAUCAACAUCAGCCUGCCUUUCCAAUGGUCGCACAACCCUCUCAUGAGCUCGUCAGGUCCCCUCCCACAUUCAUCCGGUCCUGCUGCCUACAACAUGCCCUGGCCACGACAAGGACCUGUUACCAAUUCACGGGGUCAGCCUGCACCCGCCUGGGUGUCGCUAAUACCGUACAUUCGCCGCUUAGUCGUCACGGGAAUGGACAGCUCGGGCAUCAUGCAUGGCUUCUUCGGAGAGGACUGGAGCAAGGGCGUGGGCCCAAUGCACGAAUGCGAGCGGCGCAACUACCUCUUCUCGGCCAAGAGCGGUGGGUGGGGAAAGGUCAAGUGCCAGUACGACAUGUCCCCCCACGAGACAGUCCCCUUCCUGAAGCCGCUGCAAGAAGUACAGCUUGCUGAAAUCGAGGGCGCCGAGAAGACUUGGAGUCAGUGGCUGGCUAUGGAGGAUUGGAUGGUGGGUCCUCGGGCGCCAGACGUCGAAGAUCGGAUACUUGACCCCCGUCGGUCUGGGUCUUGAGGUUGGGAUUCGAUCGAGUAUGGCGUUCUAUAUCGCUCAUGUGAUCCUAAGCGCUCCGAGUCGCGCAGACGCGUGCACAGCAUUCGCAGGGAUCGCGUGGGUUGGGGUUAGCGA